GUGCUACUGUAGCGCAAACCAAUAGCAUUUUUGAUUAAUUUGCCGUUGUUCUGUCAGCUAAAAUGCUGCUACCAGUCACCCACUAUCCAGUGUUUGAUAGUGAUGCAUGACAGCAGGCGAGUUGACAAUCACAGUCCUUGUGGUCUGUCUCAUCUCGACGACGAUUAUUUGGGGGUGCACACACAGGCGACGGCGGAGGGCUUGGAGUGGAGGGAAUACGAGACGGAGAGGGCUACGCCGUCGAUUCGACUCAAACAUAGCCUGCGCAUUGUGCGCAUAUGCAGCAGUGACACGGAAAAGCCCAGUCCGCAGAGAAGGACGCCGUUCUGCCUGCUCAUGUUGUCCAUAUCAAGGUCCAGUUUGUGGCUAACGCUAGGUCACAACUGCAGAUUAGCUGGAAUAUGUGGAGUGCCCUCCCGACAACACCAUGGUACAUUUCCUGAAAACCCUUAUCACUGUUUAUACCCAGGACACAUUCCCACUAACCCCAUUCAAAAAGCUCUCUUAGCAGUUGGAUCUGGGGUUGCAGCUCUUCAGAACCCUUACAGACAUGACAUGGUUGCAGUUCUUGGUGAAACCACAGGACACCUGGCCCUUAUGAAGUUGCGUGAUCGGAUGAAGAAUGACCCUGAAGGUUACACUAUUCUCACAGAGCGGCCACGUAUCCGCCUAUCUACUCUAGACUUGGCCCACAUGGCUACCCUUCCAGAUGGCUCAUUUGGGAGGGAAUACCUCCGUUUCCUAGAGGAAAAUAGAGUAACACCAGACUCCCGAGCGGAUGUGAAGUUUGUGGAUAAUGAGGAGUUGGCAUAUGUCAUGCAGCGAUACCGAGAAGUUCAUGACCUUCUGCACACUUUACUAGGAAUGCCCACCAACAUGCUGGGUGAGGUAGCGGUGAAGUGGUUUGAGGCGGCACAAACAGGCCUACCCAUGUGCAUUAUGGGAGCAGCCCUAGGACCGCUGCGUCUGUCCUCAAGUCGUUUGCAGACGUUAGCUACAUCUCUGGGCCCGUGGGCGCUACGUAGCGGUCGGAGGGCGCGAUGCGUCCUCAGCAUCUUCUAUGAGCGCCGAUGGGACCAGAGCCUAGAGGACCUCCGAAAAGAACUGGACAUUGAGCCACCGCCCCUCAUCAUCUCAGCAACAAAUAAGAAACCUGCAGCGAACUCUGAGCCAGCUUCAUGAGCAAGAGCCUUAUAUGACAUGUUUAUAUGUUGUAUGACUGGUGAUUAUGACUAAUGCACUGUAUGAUGUUUGAAGACUGAUGUUAAUAGUAUGUAUCAGUGUGAUAUGUACUGUAUGAGUGAUGAAGUUAGGUUCAUUUUCAUUGGUGGAGUUAACGGGCCAAAGAAUAUGGCAGUACAGUAGUAGAAUGAAUGCUCAUCAAUGAUGUUGAAAGAUGCUUCAAAUGGGGAAAGAAGUAGAUUCAUGUGCUGGGAAUUUCUUUCAUUUGAUUUUCAUCCUGUGUCAACAUCCUUUGUAUGAUUUGUGGGAGAGACAAUUCCAGAUAAUUCCAGCUGAAUCACUGUGUGAAUAGAGACAGUGGGCUGACUCCCACUCGCCACAUACAGUAUCCUGAAAUGCUGUCUCAUUGUCACAAGUCUCCAGAAUGAACCAUGUCCUUGUGACAAGUCACACACUUGUGUUGUGCAUGAGGUUGUUGUUGUUUUGAGAUGCUGAGUCACAAGCUUGGCCCUCUGGAUAUCUGAAGAAUAUCUGAAUAAAGAGCCUUAUUUAAAAAGAA
Molecule: messenger RNA, 1741 nt
Organism: Alosa sapidissima (American shad)
Lineage: Eukaryota; Metazoa; Chordata; Actinopteri; Clupeiformes; Clupeidae
Gene: coq4
Product: coenzyme Q4 homolog (S. cerevisiae)
Exons: 8
Coding region: 103-1182 (359 amino acids)
Biological process (GO): ubiquinone biosynthetic process
Cellular component (GO): mitochondrion; mitochondrial inner membrane
Source: RefSeq, a predicted model, not a curated record